AUGGAUUACGUCAAUCAACAAAUGAAAAUGGAACACCAGCAAACUCAGGCCCAUCAGGGCCAACAUGCGAGCGGUCAACAACAAUCUCAACACCAAUCAACCAUUCCAACCAGUAAGUCUCUGGUUCCUGGUAACCCGCUGAUGUGCUGCGUUUGCGAUCAGUACUUCCAGGAACCAUGUUUGCUGCAAUGUUACCAUACAUUUUGCAAAAGAUGCCUGGCGAACAGAAUAUUUGAUGGAAGAAUUCAAUGCCCUAUGUGUGGGCAAACAACACCCAUAAAAGACGGGGCGGCGGGUUUGCAAAUAGACACUUUGAUGAAAGAGCUGAUAGAGUUAGCAAAUACUGAAAAUCCACCUUGCGCAAAUUGCGACCGAAGAGACAGAAACAAUAUGUACUAUUGUGUCACCUGUGGGCAGGCGCUUUGCGGCCAAUGCAGAGAAAACACGCACCGAGCAAAAAUGUUUGCAGCACACGAAGUGAUACAUACCUCCAAAUGUGCUACAGAACCUAAAAGGUGUCCGACUCAUGGAGAGCAUUACAUAAUGUUUUGCGCCCCCCAACGAACAAUGCUUUGUGUGAAUUGUUUCCGAGAUGCUCCACCUGACAAACGAACUCAUUGUGUAGAUAUUGACACGGCUUAUAAUCAAUCAAGAAAACGAUUGGAAGAAGCACAAUCGGGAAUAAUUGAAUUACAAUCUUGUGUCCGUGAAAGCAUCAUGCUGUUUAAAAAUUUACUAGACGAAGUGACCUCAAACAUGGAAGAAGAAAAGCAAAUAAUAAAUACAUUCUGUCACGGAAUGCAAGAAUCUAUCGAGAAAACUCACGCGGCUAUGGCGAUGGAAGUUCAGCGACAAUUUGAAACAAAACAGCGAAUGUUCCUAGGCCAAUUGACUUCAGUUUCUACCGUGAUGCCAAUUUUACAACUGCAUCUCAUGCUGAGCGUCAAUUUUUCCGCAACCGCCAAUAAAUUCCAAUUUUUAGAGUUAGUAUAUGCCAUGUUCGAGAGACUAGCAAUAGUAGCGAGGUUGGGAAAUGUUCAGAGGCCAAAACAUACUAGUACAAUUCGGACGAAUUAUCGGAAUGAGUUUGCCCACUGCCUAGAGCCUUGGAUUGGCAAAAUGCUUAAAGAACCUUGUAAAGAUUAUGAAGGAAAGUCAAUGCCUGUUUCUGGAAACACAACUGCGUCGAUUAUUAAAACUAUGAAGUCUACAUUGCCAACUGGAGAUGGUCCGUUUACUAACCACUGCCAACAAUUUAACAACAUUCUUAAGGAAUUUAGCAAGCAAUUAUACGAAGUGAAAGAACAAGUUAACGCUCUACAUCGUGAUGUAUCUAUUAUAAGGAGGACACAUACUCCACCACUAGGUGUUAGGUAUGAUUGUAUUGCAAGAGAUUGUGCACUUCUUGACAAAAGCCUGGAAAAACAUCAAGGAGAUCUAGAGAAGUCAAAAGUUGUUUUUGAAGGAAUUUGGGAACAACAGUUAGUUCGCAUACAGACAGAGAAGGAAAUAUUUCAUGAUCAGAUUACUGAAAUUUUAUCUUUGCGAAAUGAAGUGAAACAAUUAUCAGGAGCGGCUCAAAAAUUGGAACCUUAUAUCAAGAGCUUUUUAGGAGAUAGUGGACCUACCCAAAUCAAUACAAUAGCAACUGAAGCCACUCAACAGCAUAUCAAAACCUUGUUAGAACAUCUAGAAUUGAUGAACAUUGAUAAUGCUAUGGCCCCAGACUGCAAAUUGCAUUCUGCAACUUCAAUGUCUUCUAUGGGACGGAGCCGUUUCAAUACUGGAGAUUCAAUAUCCGACUAUAAUCCAUAUGCAGAGAGCAAACGGAACGUUAUUAGCCAAAUAAUUCAUAAAGUCAAAGCCAAAGAUGAUAGAAGAAAAUCGCCAAAUAGGGCAGAGGAUAGAAUGUUCGAGCAGGACCAAAAAAUGAUAGGAGAUCCUUCUAAAGGAAAGUCAGGAGACGAAGCUUCAUCAAGAAAAUCAGUUUCCACGGCCGCCGAACGGUAUAGACUUGUCGACCAAGAGAAACUUGACGAGCUCUUGAGAAAAUCUGCAAUUGAUAAAGUGCAGGCUGCUUUGCGAGGAAAAAUCGACCUAACGGAACUCAGCAAAGAAUUGUUAUCUAAAAAAUCUAUAAGUGUAAGUGGAAGUAGAAGCAAUCUACUUUGUAAAAAACAAAGUCUUGGUGAUUCCACACCGGCACCUAAACAUAGAGAUCUGAAGAAAAUGCACAAAUCUUAUGAAAAGCUUAACGAAAAGAAAAUUGUAAAAGCAGAAGUUAUAGCUCAUCGAGAACCAGAUUGUUAUAUGGAUAAAGACCUCAGACAAACACCAAGAAGUGCAACGCCGACUAGUCGAAAACAGAAGGAGUCACAAUUGAAAAAAGAUCGUAGAGCACUUUCCGAUUCGUUAUUAAGAUCACUUAAUCUCGACACAAUGGCUCAAUCAAAUGCAACUUAUCAGCGAAUAUCGGAUGCUACAUCUUCAAGAAGAUCGCACAGUAUUAGCGUAGCUCCAAAAGGAAAAUCUAGGGAACAGAGUCCAGCAUCAGAAAAAAUGAAACGCAAAGUCUAUCCGUAUUCUGAUUCUGAAGAUGUUAAAUAUUAUACACGACAUGAUGAAUCUGUAGAAUCCUUAAGUACUGAAAGUGUAGCUUCAGGGCGUCCGUACACACCCGAAAAAACAUUCGUCGUCACUUAUGGAAGUAAAAAAUCUGGUAAAAAUGGUGCUGCCCAAAAACAACGCGCUUGGGAAACGUUUCCUCCUAAGAGACGACCAUGUAAAUCCAGGAAUGGAAAUGGUAAAAUUCGAACUCAUCAAUACAUCAAAACAAAAGAUUUAAGGUCGGGAUUGAAAUCAACACAAGUGUGCACCUCUGAAGAGGAUACCGAAAAGCAUGUUGUAUUUGGAGCUCAUUAUAAAGAAAACUUAAAUUCAAAAGACAAUUUUGACGCCGGCGUCAAUCUUAGAAAGACUGAUAGUUUCGAAGGGCACGAAGAAGCCGUCCGCAGUUUAAUAGCCGUAGUUCACGAGACAAGAGCUCAAAAUAUGAGUCGCAAGCAAAGGAAUAAUAAGUAA
Ctenocephalides felis (cat flea) is the source of this 3081-nucleotide messenger RNA. RefSeq lists its product as uncharacterized. Lineage: Eukaryota; Metazoa; Arthropoda; Insecta; Siphonaptera; Pulicidae. Gene Ontology annotation, molecular function: transmembrane transporter binding; Hsp70 protein binding; zinc ion binding. Gene Ontology annotation, cellular component: perinuclear region of cytoplasm. The record is from RefSeq and is a predicted model, not a curated record. Bases 1 to 3081 code for a protein of 1026 amino acids. The transcript is spliced from 15 exons.